Messenger RNA from Xenopus laevis (African clawed frog), 3949 nucleotides. It is a transcript of the gene clcn3.L, whose product is annotated as chloride channel, voltage-sensitive 3 L homeolog. NCBI's taxonomy places the organism in Eukaryota, Metazoa, Chordata, Amphibia, Anura, Pipidae. Bases 221 to 2818 code for a protein of 865 amino acids. Gene Ontology annotation, biological process: proton transmembrane transport; transmembrane transport; chloride transmembrane transport. The record is from RefSeq and is a predicted model, not a curated record. The transcript has 14 exons. Gene Ontology annotation, cellular component: lysosomal membrane; Golgi apparatus; synaptic vesicle. Gene Ontology annotation, molecular function: chloride:proton antiporter activity; voltage-gated chloride channel activity; chloride channel activity.
AGGAGGAGAGGGACUGGUAAUGUCCUGUUAGUGGGGUCAUGCGGAUCCUCUAGCUGCGUGUGUGUGUGUACGUGAAGCGCAGGUCUGUGUAGGCCUGGAAGUGGGAACUGUAGCUUGUUUGGCAGUCGGCAGUGGAAAGACUCGAGGGAGGAUGCAGCAUUUAGCCCCCAGGGAAUGGAAGCUGUUUCCGGCAUCUGAGCUCAGGUAGUUUGGCAGCUAAAUGGAGUCUGAGCAGCUGUUUCAGAGGAGCUAUUAUCGCAACAGUUACAACAGUAUUACUAGUGCAAGCAGUGACGAGGAGCUCUUGGAUGGAGCUGGUGGCAUGAUGGACUUCCAUACGCUGGAAGAUGACAGUUUGUUGGAUGGUGAUGCAUCUAUCGGUACACAUUACACAGUGACAAAUGGAGGUGCAAUUAGUAGCACUACUCACCUACUGGAUCUCCUAGAUGAACCUAUCCCAGGAGUGGGGACCUAUGAUGAUUUUCAUACCAUAGACUGGGUGCGGGAAAAAUGCAAAGACAGAGAACGACACAGGCGGAUAAACAGCAAGAAGAAAGAAUCGGCAUGGGAACUAGCAAAAAGUCUGUACGAUGCCUGGUCUGGAUGGCUGGUAGUCACUCUUACUGGUUUAGCAUCAGGUGCCCUCGCAGGCUUUAUAGACAUUGCUGCAGACUGGAUGGCAGAUUUAAAAGAAGGUAUUUGUAUGACGGCAUUUUGGUUUAACCAUGAACAGUGCUGCUGGGACUCCAAAGAGGCAACAUUUGAAGAGAGAGACAAGUGCCCUCAGUGGCAGACAUGGGCAGAUCUAAUAAUUGGCCAAGCAGAAGGUCCUGGAUCUUAUAUAAUGAAUUAUAUCAUGUACAUUUUUUGGGCACUCAGUUUUGCCUUUCUUGCUGUGUGUCUUGUGAAAGUAUUUGCCCCUUAUGCUUGUGGUUCAGGAAUUCCAGAGAUUAAAACUAUUUUAAGUGGAUUCAUCAUCCGAGGAUACCUGGGAAAGUGGACAUUAAUGAUAAAAACUGUCACACUGGUUCUUGCUGUGGCCUCAGGUUUAAGUUUAGGGAAAGAAGGACCAUUAGUACAUGUUGCAUGCUGUUGUGGCAACAUAUUUUCCUACCUGUUUCCCAAGUACAGCACUAAUGAGGCAAAGAAAAGAGAGGUUUUGUCAGCAGCAUCAGCUGCUGGUGUUUCUGUUGCUUUUGGAGCUCCCAUAGGUGGUGUACUUUUUAGCCUGGAAGAGGUAAGCUACUACUUCCCUUUAAAGACAUUGUGGAGAUCAUUCUUUGCAGCCUUAGUAGCAGCAUUUGUUCUAAGGUCAAUCAACCCUUUCGGGAACAGCCGUCUUGUCCUUUUCUAUGUAGAGUAUCACACCCCAUGGUAUUUGUUUGAACUCAUCCCAUUUAUCCUAUUGGGUGUAUUUGGAGGACUUUGGGGAGCGUUCUUUAUCCGUGCAAACAUUGCCUGGUGCAGGAGGCGCAAAACAACCAGGUUUGGGAAGUAUCCAGUAUUGGAGGUUAUCAUCGUGGCAGCCAUCACAGCAGUUAUUGCUUUUCCCAAUCCGUACACACGUUUUAACACCAGCCAGCUGAUAAAGGAGUUAUUCACAGAUUGUGGGCCUCUAGAAUCCUCUUCUUUGUGUGACUAUAAAAACGAUAUGAACAGCAGCAAAAUUGUGGACGAUAUACCUGACCGCCCUGCAGGGACUGGGGUGUACUCGGCAAUCUGGCAGUUGUGCUUGGCUCUGGUGUUCAAGAUUAUUAUGACCGUCUUCACUUUUGGCAUUAAGGUCCCUUCAGGCCUGUUUAUCCCAAGCAUGGCGAUUGGUGCCAUAGCAGGGCGUAUUGUGGGAAUUGCAGUGGAACAACUGGCUUAUUAUCAUCAUGACUGGUUCAAGGAGUGGUGUGAAGUGGGAGCUGACUGUAUAACUCCUGGGCUAUAUGCUAUGGUUGGUGCUGCUGCAUGUCUAGGUGGUGUGACACGGAUGACAGUCUCUCUUGUAGUCAUAGUAUUUGAGCUAACUGGGGGCCUUGAAUAUAUUGUCCCCCUUAUGGCGGCAGUGAUGACCAGUAAGUGGGUUGGGGAUGCCUUUGGAAGGGAAGGUAUAUAUGAAGCUCAUAUACGGCUCAAUGGAUAUCCAUUUUUGGAUGCCAAGGAGGAAUUCACACAUACAACUCUGGCUCGUGAUGUGAUGAGACCAAGAAGAACCGAUCCUCCAUUGGCUGUUCUAACUCAAGAUAAUAUGACGGUUGAUGAUGUUGAAAGUCUCAUCAAUGACACCAGCUACAAUGGCUUCCCUGUCAUCAUGUCUAAGGAGUCACAGCGCCUCGUGGGAUUUGCUCUGAGAAGAGAUUUGACAUUAGCCAUAGAAAAUGCAAGAAAAAAGCAAGAAGGUAUCGUUGGUAGCUCUCGAGUGUGCUUUGCCCAGCACACCCCAUCCCUUCCUGCAGAAAGCCCUCGCCCGCUUAAGCUACGCAGCAUCCUAGACAUGAGUCCUUUCACCGUGACUGACCAGACACCAAUGGAAAUAGUGGUGGACCUAUUCCGUAAGCUGGGGCUCAGACAGUGCCUUGUGACGCACAAUGGGACUGUCUUGGGGAUCAUCACAAAGAAGAACAUAUUAGAACUUCUCGAGCACCUAAAGCAGCACGUGGAACCCUUGGCGCCUCCUUGGUAUUAUCACAAAAAAAGAUAUCCUUCGUCACAUGGCCCAAAUGGCAAAUCACGAUCCCGAGUCGAUCAUGUUCAACUGAACAACAUCUCCGAGGAAGACAGGGAAGAAAGUGAAGAGGAGGUAUCUUUGCUAAAGAACUCAAUGCCCUGAGCAGAGGGUAACCUGGAUUGUUGAAUAAAUUCAAAAGGAAGGUGUUUGGCAACAUUGUUGCACUCCUUUUCUGCUUUCAGGAGAAACAGAGCCCUUAUCUCUGCUACAUGUGACAAUGAUAAAGCCCAUGUCCCAGAGGGGAGUGUAAUAGCCCGAUUGUAUGUAGCAGCUGACUGGGCCGUGCACAGGAGUAUUUAAGGCUCAUCGUUGUUAAUGGGGAUUACACUGAGUCUGAGCCAUCUUUAUUUAAGACUUAGUACCCUUUUUAUCACCAGAACAUAAUGUUUCAACCGUCAGUUGUCGUUUAUUACACUUUGAUUAUUUUGUACAUUCCUAAACAGGCAGACUCUCUCCUCCCUUCUUCCUACCCACAAUUCCUCAGUAAAUUCCCAGAGUAGACUUUUAGAACAGUAUUGUCUCAUAUUGAGAGAGACUGUACAUUUUCCGAAGCAGCAUCAAACACAAGAAUAUGCUUUGUUGUGCCAUAUACAGUAGCAGUGAGCUUGUGCCAGAUGCAGGGCAUAGAAGUCUUUAGUCCAGCAGCUUACAACCAUGGCGUGGCUUCAGAUCAUCCACGUGUGCUCUGUCCAAUGAUGUGAAGUGGUUUACGCAAUUUUAUUUUUGUAUUGCUGGAACCCCUUGACUCUGCAUAUGUUUUGCAUUUCCCUGAGCCACAUCGAAGGCACAAUUUGCACAGGAGCCGCAAUGAAAAUUGUCAAAUGUAAAAAUGUUCUAAUGCUAUCCAUGGCUGUAAUGUAAACGAUGGCAGAUCCACGUUCUGCAAACUCUCGUCUUGCGAAACUUAAGGAGAAUUCUUUUCUCAACAAGGUUUUAUAUUUCGAAUUGAAGAAAAAUAAUGGGCAACUCAUACCUAUAUGAUAGUAGAAACAUAUUCUAACACUGGACGUAGGUGUUUAAUUGUAUUCUACUUGAAGUUCAAUGAGUCGGGAAUUUUCAGGGAAAUUGCUAAUCCUAACACUAGAACACGAUUUAGAAUUUGCACUAAAAUGGUCAUCUCAGAACAGUAUGUUACCACUGGAUAAUGUUGAAACGGCUACGGAAAUGAAGAUUAUGUGUAUUUAAUCAGUUUAUUGUGAAUCUGUAAUAUGAUUAAAAAACAAAUUUUAAGUG